GUGUUCCAGUUAAAAGAGACAUGGAAUAUAAAAUGCAGGCAGCGAUGCAGGCCAGCAAUGCAACGGACAAACGGACGGACCAUCAGUGCCUGUGUCGUCUACGGGCACCACCCCCACUCUUCUGCAUGCUGCAAGCACACACACACACACAGACAGACAGACACACAGAGCGGCAUAGUGGCAUGCGUGUUACCGAUACGUAGGCAUUUCUUCUAUGUACCUGCUGAUCGCCGACAGGCCUUUGAGUACCCGAAUGUGAUCCAUGAUCACGUACCCGUAGUGCCGCGGGUCGGGCGUGCCCCCGCUGCGGUUCCGCAAGUUGUCGACUCGCUUCUUGAGGUCGUGGAAGUCCCACCCAUGGCGGCGCCGUCUCGCCUCGUCGUGGAUGUGGAAGUGGCCGUCCUUGCCGCCGUCGAAUGGGCCCGCAUACAGGCUGACGGCGUCCUUGUGGGGGCUCGGGCGGACGAUGGCGUCCAGGCCGUGGAAUGCCGCCUCGCCGUAGAAGGCAUCGGUGGCCGAAUCGACGAGCUCCCUCUUGGCGUGGGGCAUGGCUGCAUCCGUCCAUGAAAGGAAGACAGACAGACAGACAGACAGAAGAGACAUUGCACAGAGUGAGAUGCAUACAUUCUCUAGGGUAUCGAGCAUGCGUACCUGGUGGCUCGUGGAUGGCUUCCAGGGCGCGCAGAGUGUCGUACUCCGCCCACUCCUUGUCCUUGUCGACGCGGUACCACUGCUCCUCCGACUUGACGACAAUCCGGUACUGCUGUGGGAGGGGCAGCUGGCCUGUGAGGUCGCGGGCCUCCUGCACCUUCUCGGCGAGCUGGGUGAGGUCCCAGCUGCACCGUGGCAGCCGCCGCGCCUCCCCCACCACGAAGUAGCCCUCCCCAAAGCCGUCGUUAAAUUGGCCGAAGCCAAACUUGACGGCCUGCUCGGUGGGAGGGCUGCUGCCGACGGCCAUCAGCUACAGCGGGCCGAUCCACCACCCGUCCUUGCGCAUCUGCAGCAGAAAGUUCUGCGCCACC
Vitrella brassicaformis is the source of this 1022-nucleotide messenger RNA. The record is from the annotation of a GenBank genome assembly. Lineage: Eukaryota; Vitrellaceae.